Molecule: messenger RNA, 1632 nt
Organism: Nannizzia gypsea CBS 118893
Lineage: Eukaryota; Fungi; Ascomycota; Eurotiomycetes; Onygenales; Arthrodermataceae
Exons: 2
Coding region: 1-1632 (543 amino acids)
Biological process (GO): RNA 3'-end processing
Cellular component (GO): TRAMP complex; nucleolus
Molecular function (GO): poly(A) RNA polymerase activity; mRNA binding
Source: RefSeq, a predicted model, not a curated record
AUGAUAAGGGAAAACCUCAAAUUUGACGUCAAAGACCUGAAGCUUCCAAGGAUAAAAGGCGAGGACGAGGAAGACGACGAGGAAGAGACGAAACAAGGGGUGGUCAGAUCUCGGCCGGUCUUUAGCAAUAACAGACGCUUCCAUGCUUCCCCGUCCCGUGGUAGACACCCUCCCACGCCAAAGAUAAACACAGGCAGCCUUGAGGAGACCCUAGAAGAACACAGAUUUGCCAACCGGACAGUUGUACGCAGAAUUAAAGUGCGAGGGACACCGAACUUACUUCCCGAAAGCUAUGGGGGUGAUAAAGUCAGACACAAUGGCCCUCUGGAGCAGAAACAUCUCAUCAACACACAGCGAGAGCUAUGGAAAUUGCGGAAGUUGACAAGAGACCUGGCAAGGCUGAAUGAGCGUCAGAUGAAGAAAUUAUAUCCCACUUCACUGAAAUCACCUCCACCGAAGACCGAACAACAAAGCCCCGUGCGGUGCGAUUGGUUGGAAUAUAUGAAUGAGCAGGAGUCGAGGGAUGGCUAUUCACGACUUAGCGAUGAGAUUAAAGCGUUUGAGCGGUACAUGUCUGAGAUCCAGCAAGAGAAGGAGGUGGUUAGGAGAGUAAUAGGUGAAAUGGAGGAGAUAUUGAAACCCGUUGCUGGUGAUUCCAACCGGCAGCCCAUGCUGGUCGGAUCGCGGUACACAGGCAUGGAAACUCGGAAUUCGAACGUCGAUCUUAUGAUACCCAUUGAAGACCCGGAUGGAUUGCGGACGGGUGUUCGUGGGCCGAGUGUGACUCGCCCGAAGAUCACAGCUAUGCAGAUGGACAUUCUGGUUCGGUCUGCCCGUCUCCUACGUGCAACUGGGACGUUCUCCAACGUCACUGUUAAGAAGGAGCAUGUUCCUUUUGUUUCGGCUGUUCAUUCAGCUACAGGUCGAAAUGCACGGAUAUGCUGUGGCCUGAAACCCCAUUCGAGCAUGGAAUAUGUUCUGAGCUAUAAAGCGGAGUUCCCUACCUUACGAUCGCUAUACGUUGCCUUAAGAAUGGUUCUGGAGGCAAGAGGGAUGUUUGGUGUGGAAAACCGAACCGUCGACGCAUACGGGCUUACAAUGAUGAUUGUUGCAGCGCUUAAGUUGGGAGAAGGCAAAUUCGACCGUCUCGACCUCGCAAAACAAUUCCUGCAUACUCUUCGGUUUUAUAAAGAUCUUGAUCUCAUUCGGUAUGGUAUAUCUGUGGAACCACCGGCUCUUUUCCGGAAGAGAGCCCAUGCUCGGGUUCAUAACACAGAGCAGCUACCGCACGUCAGGGGACAGAAGAGUAUUGCCAAGAGAUCGAUAACAAGAGGUGAUAAGAUGUUAUGCUUACAGGACCCAGCGGAUUUUAUGAACGACUUGGGAAUGUCAAGUUUUGACAUGCCAAGGUUAAGAGAUAUUUUUGGAAAAGUCCAUGAUGAUAUACUAGGGAAAGUAGAAGCAUGGGAUGGAGAGGCCCAGGCAGGCAAAGAGCUAGUGUCUGAUCCUAAUGUCGGUUUCAAUGCCGAAUUUGCAGAGUCGGAGAGACCGAGUCUAUUGAAAUAUGCUCUGGGGUCGAAUUAUGACCAUCUAGAGGUAUUAAGGGAUAAAGCUAUCUGUGAAUGCUCAUAA